This is a messenger RNA of Dentiscutata erythropus, 474 nucleotides long. NCBI's taxonomy places the organism in Eukaryota, Fungi, Glomeromycota, Glomeromycetes, Diversisporales, Gigasporaceae. The record is from the annotation of a GenBank genome assembly.
CAAAUUAAACGAUAUUUGCAUAUAUCAAAUAUUAAUUCUGAAAAGCUUUGUUGGUUUGACAAAGUUGAGCCACUUUCAUCACAUAUUCGAAAUAUUAGCAAACAAAUUUAUAUGCCUGGUUCAAAUGUUGCAAUUGAUGAAAUGAUGAUACGGUUUUCUGGACGUAGUAAACAUACGUUUAGAAUGAAAAAUAAACCUAUUUCAGAAGGUUAUAAAGUUAUAUCUUUAUGCGAAAAAGGAUACACUUACACAUUUACAUAUGAAUCACAUGUUGAGACGAAUCAAGAAGCUUCAAGUAUUUCUGGUCUUAACAAAACUAGAUCGAUUGUAUCAUAUCUUGUUAUACAAUUAUCUAAUAAUAAUGAACCUGUUCAUAUGCUUUCGACUAUUUAUAGUAUUAAAGGUAAUAAAUGGAAAACUUUAAAAUUGCGACGACGGCCACGAGAAACAAGCUCAAAUGUAGUCAAUGUGUGA